Sphaeramia orbicularis (orbiculate cardinalfish) is the source of this 8066-nucleotide messenger RNA. RefSeq names its product DOP1 leucine zipper like protein B (gene dop1b). Gene Ontology annotation, biological process: Golgi to endosome transport. The record is from RefSeq and is a predicted model, not a curated record. Bases 262 to 7179 code for a protein of 2305 amino acids. The transcript is spliced from 38 exons. NCBI's taxonomy places the organism in Eukaryota, Metazoa, Chordata, Actinopteri, Kurtiformes, Apogonidae. Gene Ontology annotation, cellular component: endosome; trans-Golgi network.
CACUGAAUCAGCUGAGUUUGAGGAUCCCACCCCGAUAGGACUGUGAACCCGUACCCUAAGGAUGAUUACACAUCCUUUAGGACAAACAACAUGCUUCUUACACCUUUACUCUGAUACACACUAGCGUCAGAGAAGCAUUAUGAGGCCAAGUUUGUCGCUUUUUUGAGUCUGACAGUCUUUGAGGCGAGUGUUCAUUGGCGCAUCCUGGGUUUGUUUUCGCUGUUGACUGUGCUGAACAUGCUGGAAUCUGACUGAUCUAUCAUGGAUCCUGAAGAGUUAGAACUGCAGAAUGACUACCGUUACAGGAGCUAUGCAGCGGUCAUUGAAAAGGCGCUGCGAAACUUUGAGUCGUCCACCGAGUGGGCAGAUCUCAUCUCCUCCUUGGGCAAGCUCAAUAAGGCCCUUCAGAGUAACCUUCGCUACUCCCUCCUUCCCAGGCGACUGAUCAUAGGAAAGCGUCUAGCCCAGUGCCUGCACCCGGCCCUGCCCAGUGGAGUGCACCUAAAGGCUCUGGAGACCUAUGAGGUUAUCUUUAAAAUUAUCGGAACCAAAUGGCUGGCCAAGGAUCUGUUCAUUUACAGCUCUGGCUUGUUCCCACUGUUGGGCCAUGCAGCCAUGGCAGUCAAGCCUGUCCUACUGACUUUGUAUGAGCGUUACUAUCUCCCACUGCAAAGAGCUUUACUUCCCAGCCUUCAGGCCUUCAUAACUGGUUUGCUGCCUGGGCUAGAGGAGGGCCUGGAGGUCUAUGACAGGACUGAUGCUUUGCUGUUGAAGUUGUCACUGCUGGUGGGUCAGCAGGUCUUCUACGGAGCCCUGUGGGGCAGCAUGUUGGUCAGUCCAAUGGUUCGUCUGCCAGCCUCGGUCUUUAUAGUCACACACUUUGACCGCAUGGUGCCCCUGAAUCAGCAGAGACAUAUGCUGGGCUAUGACCACCACCUGGUGGUGAAGUCAGUAUGUCUGUCUCUGCAAGACUCUAAUGUUCUGGUUCAGAGGAACAUGUUGGAAAUCCUGCUCUACUUCUUCCCCUUUGCUACAUGCCAGGACCCAGCAGAGGCCAGUAUUCCGAUGAGUGCUGAAGACAUGAUAACAGUGGUGUCGGCAGCGUUGCUCACACUUCUCCGCAGAGAUAUGUCCCUUAACAGACGCCUCUAUGCCUGGCUCCUAGGUACAGAUAUAAAAGGGGAAAUGGUUGCACCUCACCCCACUCUCUCCACCACUAAAGAGGAUCAUACAACUUUCUACUUCAACACCUACUCAAAAGAUUACCUUGUAAAGGCUCUGACUAACAUCAUCAAACAGAAGGAUAUGGAAAGUGACCCAGAAAAUGUGAUUGGAUACCUGAGACCAUUUCGCAUCAUCAUAAGUCUGCUGGAUAAACCAGAGAUAGGUCCAGUGGUCUUGAACAGUGUGUUGUUAGAGGUGGUCCGAGCCUUCUACAGCUACUGUCGAGAGAUGCUGGGUGAAGAAAACAUCAGCAGCUCAGGACUCUCAGGCAAUCAGUUAACCAGUAAGAUAAAAGAGAACAAGAACGCAUCGGAGAUUAUAAAGACGAUGAAUAUGCUUGUGAGCUCCAUGAACAGUGAAUACUUGUGGGAAUACAUGACCCAAUGCUUCUGUACCUCUUUCAGUUACAAGGACGACCCUUCAACUCCUCCUCAGGAGAACCAUGGUCACCCUGCUCCCUCUGUCACAGAGAUGUCCCAUCUCAUUAUUUUCCUGCUUGAUGUUAUACCUUUGGAGCUUCACGCUGAUAUUCAGUCCCAGUUUCUCCCUGAAAUGCUGGGCACCAUGCUGCGGACUUUGCGCAGCUACCUAUCCUCCGUCAGCCUUGAAAACAUCACACAGGGCCUGAGAGCCUCCUUCAAGGUCCUGAGUAAGAUCCAGAUGCCUGUGGCUUAUAUGGAUGUUGAGGCAGGAGUAAACACACAUGAGAUGGAUUCACAAACACAAGAAGAGGAACGCAAACACACCCAGGAUAUCACUGAAGACAGAGAACAAGAUGGCCGUGUUGCUCAGGUUAAUGGUUACCAUAGAGAUGAAGAGACAAACAGAGAUGGGGUAGAGGAGGCGGAGCCUGCAGAUGGCAUGUACCCACCCCUCAGGUCUGAGGACAGUGGACUGGGCAUCAGUGCUUCUCCGUCAGAGCAGCAUCUCCCACCCCUGAUGGGGCUGGGGGCUGAGGGGAGUGAAAUCAACCGAGAAGGUGAAGGAGUGUGGAGGAGAGGAGGGAGUGUGGACACCAUGACCCAGUGUCUGCAGGACAUCCUGGCCUUCAUAACCACAAGAUUCUUGCUGGUGCAGGUGGAAGAUGUCAGUAGACAGGAGGAGGUUCAUCAGCCUCCCCUCAACCCUGGCUCCGUGGAUCAAAAGAAUCUGCUGGCAAGCAAAGCUGGAAAGGAAAUAAAAGACAAGCUGACUGAGCUUUUCUCUCCUAACAAACUAAAAUCCCAGCCCACUUCUGACACUCCUGUCCCAGCAGUCUUUAGUGAGAGGAAAAAGGAGCGUGGGCGUUCAGGGUGUCUGGACUGGGCGGGUGGGUACAUGCCCCGUGGGAAGGCAGAGAUCUCAGAGGCCUGUCGUCAGGCUUUCACCGCCACCUGCCACCUCCUGCUGGAGUGCACCACCUUCCCUAUCUACCUAAGCGAAGAGGAGACGCUGACUCUACACACAGACAUGUUUGGUCAAUCAGGCAGUAACGUGGACAGCCUGCCAGUGUGGCUGAGGUCCUUGAUGACCCUGUGCUGCCUAUCCAGGGACUACAACAUCCAGCACACUGCAGUGGCCUCCUUGUUGGAACUCAUCAACCACUCCCAGUCCUUAGCACUGGUCAUCCAGGACAAACAUAAGCGCUACCAGAGCUCUGACUCUAAUCCUCUGAGUGGGCGGCUGCAGAUGGUCACAGUGCCACCCAUCUACCCUGCACUGCUGAGGGCCAUAGAAGAGGGCACAGAUUUUUAUCAGAGGGUGUCCCAGGUGCUAUGGAGCCAACUGGACACAGAGCGAAGAGAGCAGCACAUCUCCUGUGUGGAGCUCUUCUACAGGCUUCACUGUCUGGCUCCAUCAUCAUCGAUCUGUGAAGACAUCAUCUGCCGGGCACUACUACACAAAGACAAGGCUACUAGACUGGAGGCACUGCACCGCUUCACGGUUCUUUGGCAUCUUACUCGGGAGAUUCAGAACAACCGGAGUAUGUCCCUUAAUCGCUCCUUUGACAGGUCUUUGUGUGUUGUGGUGGACAGUCUAAGUUGUACAGAUGGCUCCAUAGCUGCAGCAGCCCAGUGUUGGCUGGUCAGAGCUCUGUCUCUCAAUGAUGUGAUUCGGAUCUUGGAGCCAAUCCUCUUGUUGCUGCUUCAUCCCUCCACUCAGCGAUGCUCUAUUCAGAGUGUCAAACAGAAUUUUACUGCUGGGAACAUAAAGGUUCUAAACAGCAGAAGUCGAAGCUCCAAAACAUCUGGGACAUCUGCAGAGGCCAUGGCAACUGAGGUCACCACCUUAAAUCUCAUGAAUAUUGUGGACCGAGAAUCUCUGUGGGGAGAGUUAGACAACGGUCCAGAGUUGACCAAACCAACAGACAUUUUAGUGGCAUCAAGGAGUGAGAGUGAAGAGACAGAAGAAGAGGAUGAUGAAGAGCAGGGGGAUGAGGAGGAGGACGGUGAGAGUGAACACACUGAGUCAGCUGACACCAGUGGGGCCCAGGUAUCCACAGAGAACUCUAGCUCUGGCUCUGUACCCUACCGCAGCAUCGAGGAAGGAGGAAUGUUCAAUGGCCUGCGCAGGGCCGAGUCUGAACACACGCAGGCGUCUGAUUCGCUGUCAAGUGAGGAUGAAGAGGAUCAUGAACUGGAAGCCAUGGCCAGGUCUCGCCUGUUGAAACAGGAGCGUGAGAAGAGAGAGGCCAUUGACUCCCUGUUCCGCCAUGUGCUGCUGUAUCCUGUGGCUGGUGGAUGGCAUCACCUGCUCCAGGGCUUGGCGCUGCUGGACAGCCUUCUGAGGAGCAGCGCUGAGUGUCCUCUGGUUGAUGCCCUUUCAUCCACUUCUCUAGACACAAGCUCUGCUGCCCAUCUGAACCUGGUCUCUAACCUUUUGCAGCGCCACCAACAGGCUCAGGAUGGAAAAGGCUUCUAUGGCAACCUGCUUUCCCCUUCCUCCUCCCCUUCUGUUCCCCCAUCCCUGCUCAUUGAAUUGCUGGUGUCCUUGUGCCUACGCUUCCUGCGCUCUCAUUACCCUUCCUACCUCAGUCUGGGACCCCACGACCUGCAGGGAAACAGGGAAGUUCAGGUGAAGAGUGUGGAGGUGCUUACUCGGAUUGUGAACCAGCUUGACUUCAUGGCACGCGGAAACAAUGGGCCCAGUCUGGAGCUCAUCCGCAGGCUCCUCACUGAAUGCAAAGUGCAGCAAUACGCUCUGCUUACUCUGUCUGCAUCCAUGUAUGUCAGCCAGAGGGGGGUGGAAAAGGGGGUAAUCAAGCCAGCUGAGUUCCUGGAUGAGCAGGGCAGCCUUCCGGAGGAAAGCCUUGUGAAUCUUGGAGUAGGAGGAGGGCAGGAGCAGUACCCCUUACAAAUGGAACUACUCAAACUCCUUCAGUCUCUCAUCGUCCUGGAAUAUCACAUGUGGCCUGGUGGUGCAGCUGUGUCAGGUGGCACUUCCAGUCAGCCAGGGGAGCCUCGUGAAACUCCCACUGCCAGCACACCUCUUGCUCGUGAGUGGCAGACUGCAGUCCUUUUCCAGCAGUCCAUUAAGGCAGCCCAGUACGUACAAAGUCAUCCCAUCACAGCCCAAGGAAUGUUUGUUUCUGCUGCUGCCAGGGCGCUGCAGCCACAGUAUGGUUAUGCCAUGCACCCUCACUGGGUGUCACUGCUGUGCUCCUCUCUGCCCUACCUGGGCCGCUCAUUAGGCAUCAUUGUGGCUCCUUUCAUCAAUCAGAUCUGUAGGAACUUGGAUGAGCUAGUCAAGCUUUACGAUCAUGAUGGAGGAAAGACCAAUCAGAGCCUGAUUAGCAGGAAGGAGAACAUUGCUCCCGAUUAUCCCCUGACUCUCCUCGAAGGCCUGACCACCAUUACACACUUCUGUCUCCUUGACAACAAGAGGUCCCUGGUUGCAUGUGAUCCUAUAGAUGUCCGUAAUGCACGCAAUGCUGUGAUCGAGGCGCUACCACACAUGCUCAGUAGUAUGGCAUUGCUGUGGAGUGUGGUGAUUAGGGAAGAGUUUCAGCGGCGGGCAUCAGACUCUGCCCAGAGUAGCAGACACAGUUCUACAUCUGUCUACUUUAAAAGCACCAAGAUUCUUCGGCAGCGGAUACUGGAGUUUCUGGUUCCUUUAACGGGCCAGUACGGCGUUCAGCUGAUGGCUUCACUGGGAGCAGUGUGGAGCAGCAGGAAGAGUAAAAGGAGACCCAAGAACAAGGUUUUACCUGUAGCCAGUGAGGCUCGACUAAUUAUUGUGGAUCUGGUGAAAUCAUUCAACACAUUGCACACAGAUACCAUCCUGCACCUGGUCAAAGAGGUGGUGAAAAAACCACAUCAAAUCAAAGGAGAACAAAAGUCGACCCUAGUAGAUAUCCCCAUGUUACAGUUCAGCUUCACCUAUAUCCAGAGUAUUUCAGGUCAAGCGCUGCAAGAAAAUGUUGCUCCUCUCCUCACUCUGUUGAGAGAAUCGGUUCAGCUAAACCUGGCCCCGCCCGGGCACUUCUUACUUCUGGGAAUCCUCAAUGAUUUUGUCAACAGACUUCCCAACCUGGACAACAAGAAGGAUGCUAGAGAUCUGCAGAUGGUGCAGGAGGUGACCCAGAGGAUUCUCGAGGCAGUGGGUGGGAUUGCAGGUUCAUCUCUGGAACAGACCAGUUGGCUCAGCCGCAGCCUCGAGGUCAAAGUUCAGCCACAAAUCUGCCCAGAAGCUGAAGAAGCUGAUGACAUAGAUGUAGAUGGUGACAAUUAUGAGUCAGUGGCUCAGGCUAGUGCCAUGGUGUCCUCCUCAGCUCCGUCCGUUUACAGUGUGCAGGCUCUUGUUCUUCUGGCUGAGAUUUUGGCACCGCUUCUGGACAUGGUAUAUCGCAGUGAUGAGAAGGAAAAAGCCGUUCCUCUCAUCUCUCGGCUCAUGUACUAUGUUUUCCCCUACCUGAAGAACCACAGUGCCUACAACAUGCCCAGCUUUGAAGCAGGUGCUCAGCUGUUGAGCAGUCUGAGUGGGUAUGCCUACACCAAACGGGCCUGGAGGAAGGAGGUCUUUGAGCUCUUCAUGGACCCCCUCUUCUUCACCAUGGAUGCCUCCUGUGCACACAGCUGGAAAUCCAUCAUCGACCACCUGCUUACUCAUGAGAAAACCAUGUUUAAAGACCUCAUGAGCAUGCAAAGUAGCUCCUUGAAACUGUUUAAUAGUGGGGACCAGAAACCGAUGCUGCUGAAGCGACAGGCAUUUGCAAUGUUCAGUGGAGAACUGGACCAGUACCAUCUCUAUCUGCCCCUCAUCCAAGAGCGUCUCACUGAGGCUCUGCGUAUGAAUCCAAGCCCUGCUGUUUCAGCUCAAAUGUUCUUGAUGUUUCGUGUUCUUCUGCUGCGCAUCUCAUCCCAGCACCUCACAUCCCUUUGGCCGAUCAUGGUGACAGAACUGAUCCGCAUAUUUGCUCGUCUUGAGAAAACUCUGCAAAUAGACAAAGAAGUCUCAAAGCUGACCAAAGUGGUUCGUGGUGACAGGAAUGGGCCACUGAAUUUCUCUCAGCCAGACUUAGACAUGUACCUGUCAGCCUGCAAGUUUCUGGACACUUCCCUGGCUUUUCCGCCUGAAAAGAUGCCACUCUUUCAGAUGUAUCGUUGGGCGUUUGUCCCUGAGGUGGAUGUCAACCGUUACAGCGGCCCAGAGACGGCGCUGAUUGAGGGCGAGCAGGAGUGCACACCCCAUGUUGUCAAAAUACUCGAAGGAAUUCACCAGCGAUACGGGGCAUUGAAUGGACUGAGCGAGGAGUCAUCCACAGAGUAUUUGGAGUUCCCCCUCCUCACCCAGCGCUCCCUGACAUCCAUCACCCAGCUGUUGCCUUUUCUUUGCACCCUCUGCUCUUCCUUCCAGGGUGGGAAACCUAUGCCCCACUUCCCAGUAGCAGACUACCCGGCAGCCAGUUCAGACACGGUCCUGAAAAGACUGGAGCGAAUAACUGAGGAAGAGUUCCUGGACUCGAUGGAGAGUUAGAACUCAAGUGCUAAGCUUUCAAGAACUAAAAACUAAAUCCUCUCCUUAAGCUUUGAAAACUUAUGGGAAUUGCCUGCAGCCAUAUGAGGGCACAACUGGUGAUAAUGUUGUAUUGUGAACCAUGAAAAGGAAAAGUUUUGAAUUUCUUAUGUUUUAACUUGUUUGAAUCAAGUACCUCUGAGGUGUUCUUGCACUGAAUCAGUAUUUUUAAAAACUAGGUGUUUCCAACUGGUUGCCUCAUUAUCCUUAAAAAAAUAAGUAAAAAGGCAAAAAGUAUCCACAUUGAGAAUUUGUUGUAAUGUUAAUUCAAGUCCAUGAUCGUAGAGUCAUAAAAUAUUUCCACAUAACAAGUUGUGAAAAACGACUUUAAAUUAUUAACAGUAAGGUAGCUACUCCAUAAUUUUGACCUGACAGCAGAUUCAGUGUGUAGAACCUCAUUAAGUAUUGGUAAUAUGUUCUUGUGACUUUAACUCUUGUUAACUACAUUCGCUAAUAUGUUCGUCUGACUCUGAGAAUGUAAAGUUUGUGUCUUGGGCUGCUGUUCAGAGGUAUUUUCUCUUUAACUGUUAUUAAAAAAUGUUUUUUAGCACCUCACAGGCCCUUCUUUAAGAUUUAUGUUAAGAUUUGUAUUGUUAAGUUUCUGAAUGUAACUCAUGUUCAACGGGAAAACUUGUAUGUACCUUCUAAAAACACAAACCGGUACUUGCCAUUUUGGUGUCCAAGGGAAUUCAGCAAUUAUUUGUUGUUGUUCAUAGGUAAUUUUUGCAACUGCAAUUUGUCUUGUUUCCAUACUGCUGAAUGUUUAAGUAAUUUAUUUUGGGAGCUUAAAUGAUAAUCUGUCAAGUUUUAAAUUAUUAGAAAGAGGACUCAAUAAACAACAAGCUUGA